Molecule: messenger RNA, 1571 nt
Organism: Ipomoea triloba (trilobed morning glory)
Lineage: Eukaryota; Viridiplantae; Streptophyta; Magnoliopsida; Solanales; Convolvulaceae
Product: probable sodium/metabolite cotransporter BASS2, chloroplastic
Exons: 7
Coding region: 165-1391 (408 amino acids)
Cellular component (GO): membrane
Source: RefSeq, a predicted model, not a curated record
CUUGUCCACACCCGCCUUUGAUCAGUUAAUGUCAUGAUCCUCGGUCCUCUCUCACAGCCUAAUGAGUCCAAGGCUCUUCAACCUAAAUAUCAAGAAAAUAUAAUCUGCAAAUUGGUCGACAAACCGACCAAAGCUUGGAGCUUCUCUUGCUAUAACGAGCAGAAAUGGCAAUUUCUCUGCGACUCAAUCCACUCACCACACACUUCAAGACCCACCAGAGGUUUCUUCUGCAUAAACCCAUCAGCUCCACCGUUUCACUAAUAACAGAUCCUUCAAAGCCGCGCAUAUUCACCGUCAAGUCUGUUAAUGACAGCUCCCAUCACCCGCCCGUGACUCCAGAAAAACCCAGAUGGGAGAGUUUCCUCUCCAAUGCCGCGAGUCUCUACCCGGUCUAUGUGACUGUUGGAGGGAUUGUUGCAUGCCUCAGACCCUCCACUUUUUCGUGGUUUGUGAAGUGUGGGCCCACUUCCUAUACCCUCACUCUGGGAUUUAUUAUGCUGGUUAUGGGGCUCACAUUGGAGCUCAAAGAUUUGGUGAAUUUGUUCUUGCAAAGACCUAUUUCUAUCCUUUUUGGAUGUGCUGCUCAGUACACAAUUAUGCCAGGAUUUGGAUUCAUAAUUAGUAAAGCUCUUGGGCUCUCUCCUUCUAUUUCAGUUGGCCUAAUACUGCUUUCUUGUUGCCCAGGAGGCACUGCUUCCAAUGUGGUGACCUUAAUCGCCCAAGGAGAUGUACCAUUGUCUGUAGUGAUGACAGUAUGUACCACGCUUAGUGCAGUGAUUCUUACCCCGCUCUUGACUAAGAUUCUGGCGGGGACUUGUGUUCCUGUGGAUGCUAUUGGGCUUUCUAUCAGCACACUGCAGGUGGUUGUAGCUCCAAUUCUCGUAGGCUCAUAUGUGAAGAGUAAUUUUCCAAAGUCUGUGAGAGGUGUAACGCCUUUUGCUCCCCUGCUAGCAGUUUUAGCCUCUGCACUUCUUGCUUGCAGUGUAUUCUCAGAAAACGUUGUCCGCAUGCAAUCUUCGGUGCUUGAUGUGUCAUUGUCAUCCGAUUUAUCUCCACUUCACCUUACUAAAGCAGUACUCUCCAGUGACUUUGGGGUUGUCAUGCUUUCCGUACUGUUGCUGCAUUUUGCUGGAUUCUUUGUAGGGUAUCUCACUGCAGCUCUUGGUGGUUUCGGGGAACCACAAAGACGUGCAAUAUCAAUAGAGGUUGGAAUGCAAAAUUCUUCGUUGGGAGUAGUUUUGGCGACGGCCCAUUUCGCCUCGCCAUUGGUCGCGUUGCCUCCUGCAAUGUCGGCUGUGAUUAUGAACAUCAUGGGCAGCAGUCUGGGUUUCUUUUGGAGAUUCAUCAACCCCGCUAACUCAACAAAUACUUCUAAGGUUGCUGAAGAAUGAGAAAAAGACAUGUUCUCUAAUCCCAGACUGUCCUCCCAAUGAAAUUUCUAUGUCUAUAAUUCAUGUUCCACACUAAUCAAUCUAAAGAUGUGUAAGUCAUAAGUAAAAUCUUGUGCAGACUAUGUUAAAACAUGUACUAUGUAUUUGCAAAUAAAAGCAAUCAUUUCAUUUUUUUUUGAA